UCGGGCCUCUGGAGGGCCGCGCUCUCUCGCACUUCCAGGUUCGCCGAGGUAGCCUCUCCGCUAGGCGCUUGAGGCCGCGCGCGGUCGCCGGCCCCGAGGUGGUAGCCGGGCUGUUGGGGAGCCCAGGACGGUCCUGGGGGCGCCGCCGACGCCGCCCUCGGCCUUUGGUACCCGUAGGCCGAUCCCCGAAAUAGCAUCCGGUAGGGAAAUGGUCGUGCUUUCGGUGCCCGCCGAAGUCACUGUGAUCCUGUUAGAUAUCGAAGGUACCACAACCCCGAUUUCUUUCGUGAAGGACAUUUUAUUUCCGUACAUCAAAGAAAAUGUUAAGGAGUAUCUGCAAACACAUUGGGAGGAAGAGGAGUGCCAGCAGGAUGUCAGUCUCUUGAGGAAACAGGCUGAAGAGGAUGCCCACCUGGAAGGGGCUGUUCCAAUCCCUGCAGCUUCUGGGAAUGGGGUGGCUGACAUGCAGCAGAUGAUCCAGGCCGUGGUAGACAACGUGUGCUGGCAGAUGUCUCUGGACCGAAAGACCACAGCGCUCAAACAGCUGCAGGGCCACAUGUGGAGGGCGGCGUUCACAGCUGGGCGCAUGAAAGCAGAGUUCUUUGCUGAUGUGGUUCCAGCGGUCAGGAAGUGGCGAGAGGCUGGAAUGAAGGUGUAUAUCUAUUCUUCAGGGAGUGUAGAGGCGCAAAAGCUGCUAUUUGGGCAUUCCACAGAGGGCGACAUUCUUGAGCUUUUUGAUGGUCACUUUGACACCAAGAUUGGACACAAAGUGGAGAGUGAGAGUUACCGAAAGAUUGCCAGCAGCAUUGGGUGCUCAACCAACAACAUCUUAUUUCUGACAGACGUUACUGUGGAGGCCAGUGCCGCCGAGGAGGCCGACGUGCACGUCGCGGUGGUGGUGAGGCCUGGCAACGCGGGCCUAACGGACGACGAGAAGACCUACUACAGCCUCAUCACGUCCUUCAGCGAACUGUACCUGCCCUCGUCCACCUAGGGGAGGCCUGCCCAGGAAGACCCAGCCGUCCCUCCGUCGUCCCCUAGUGUGUAGUUGUAUUCAGUGAUAAAAGGUAACUUACUUAGACGUGUGCACAUAUGUUUGCAGGUGUAUAUAUAUGUAUGCUCAGAUUAACUUCCACAGGCACAUACGUGAAAACAGUUGUUCAGUCCAGUGAAAAUGAAACUUAUUUAAAGAUGCUUUAUAUGUAGAAAGUGUUUGAAAUGAUAACUCUAACCCUUCCUGAGGGCAAAGUGUAGUUGAUAGAAGAAAUUGCUAAAAUACAGAUUAAAUGUGUUAUGUUAUCAAAUGUGUUCCAAAAAUAGAAGCUAGUUUUGAAAAACAGUUUCAGCAGCCUUGUUAUUUUCAAAGCUGGAAAUAUUUCAGACAUUCCUGGUAGUAGUUCACUGCCUGUGUUUACUGUGAAUUAGAAGAGUCCAACAGUUACGUAAGAACCUGUUACUUAAAGAAAAAAAUGUGUGUAUCAUUGUUGUACCUAUAGCAAGCAGUUGCCUUACCAAUGAAAAAGGUGCCCUUCUGUUCCAUCUAAAUGAGGGAUAUGGUUCUUAAUGUUUGCAAAACGGCCCUAAACCUGCAGGUUGUUAUCAUUGCAGAUUUUAUAGUUGCCUCUGUAACUACUUAGCAUAAAAAGGUUUUAUUACAGUCAGUCCAUAAGAUUGAAAAGUGCACUGAUAUAUAAUAUUUUCCUCCGAAAUGGAUCUAACAAGUGUAAAUUUUAUAACAGCAUUAUUUAUCCCGGUUCGAUUCUAAUAGGCUGUCAUGUCAGUUUCAUGUUCUGAUAAAUAAAAGCAUUUUCUUCUUGGCUCAGUUUCAUUUCUGUUCCUGAAUUAAAGCAUAUGCUGCCAUGGGCAAAGGAAACUGAGGCUGAAGGGAGAUUGAAAUAAUAAUUUUUUGUCUUGAUCGUAUGUGUGUGUUUUAUUUUUUAAAAAAUAUUUAUUUCGUUGAAAGGCAGAGCAGGGGAGCCAGAGAUCUUCUAUAUGCUGGUUGACUCCCCAAGUGCCUGUGACAGCCAGGGCUGAGGUUAGGAUGAAGCCAGGAACCGGAACUCAAGGGCGUGGCAGGGACCAGCUAAUCGAGCAGUCACCUGUUGCCUCCCAGGGUGCGUGUUAGCAUAAAGCUGGAAUCGGGAGUGGAGCCAGGACUUGAAGUUAACUUAGGUACUCUGAUACGGGAUCUGUACAUCCCAGGUGGUGGCUUAACUGCUGCCCCAAACGCCUGUCCCAGUGUCUGUCUGUUUCCCCGAGUACCAUUAGGAAAAUCAUUGACUGUUAUCUGAAGUGUGUGUGUGUGUGUGUGUAUGCAUAGUUACUAUUUCAUCUGGAUUUAAACAUUCAGAAUAUCAGUGCAGUCUUAUAUUUUUGAGAAUCUUCAAGUUUGAGGCAUGUAAGAUAAUGUUUGAAGGGAACAGUUCUAGUUAAUCUGGAAAAACUAAUAAAAUCCUGACGCAAUAAUUUUACGAAUGCUUUGGUUAAUGAAAAGGAAGUAGUCUUUGCAAAAAAUGAGAGUGCAGGGUAUAUACAAGAUUUUAUGUUGAUAAUUUUUAUAUUAGUAGCUAAGAAAUCAGAGAGCCGUGGAAAUUCACUAGAGUAGAAAAAAGGAUAUGAGUUUAAGUAAGUCUUAGAAAUGGGCAUAAUUUGAAAGUGAUAAAACCACAAAUGGCAAUAAAAGGAUGAACUUUGUACACUUCCUGGAAAAGUUCACAGGUGAAUGGCAGAAGAGGGUGGCCCUUAAUGAUGGUAAAGGAGCAAUUGGAAAAGUAAGGAAGAAAUGAGAGAAAAAGGCCUUUACUGUCCUUGAGGUGCAGAACGGCCAUAAUGCUUCCUGAGUAGUACAGAAAGCAGAGAAGCUUAGGAAGCAAGGGAAAGUCAAAACACCAGAUUCAUUU
Molecule: messenger RNA, 2900 nt
Organism: Lepus europaeus (European hare)
Lineage: Eukaryota; Metazoa; Chordata; Mammalia; Lagomorpha; Leporidae
Gene: ENOPH1
Product: enolase-phosphatase 1
Exons: 6
Coding region: 209-994 (261 amino acids)
Molecular function (GO): magnesium ion binding; acireductone synthase activity
Source: RefSeq, a predicted model, not a curated record